Molecule: messenger RNA, 1101 nt
Organism: Colletotrichum siamense
Lineage: Eukaryota; Fungi; Ascomycota; Sordariomycetes; Glomerellales; Glomerellaceae
Exons: 1
Coding region: 1-1101 (366 amino acids)
Molecular function (GO): protein binding
Source: RefSeq, a predicted model, not a curated record
AUGGCGACACCUCGAUCCCGCUCCGAUUCGUCUACGGGGCAAGCUUCUGUCAUCGACUUCAUCGCUACCGCGCCCUUCGAAAUAUGCGCCCUCGUCUUCGCCCCCCUCGACAACUGCCAUCUCAAAGCUCUGCGGUUAACUUGCAAGAGGCUCGCCCACCUCAUCAGUCCCCAUCUCCGUUUCAAGCGCGUCUUCAUAUCCGCUAGUCCCCUGGAUGUGCAAGUCUUUCGCGCUAUCGCAGAACACGAUAUCUUCCGCCGCAACGUCCGCGAGAUCGUCUGGGACGAUGCUCGUUAUGAGAAGCCACCGCCCGACUUCGUAACGUUCGAGGGCGAGUACAACGAUGAAUGCGUGUACGCGGAUGAAUAUCCAGACGACCUUGAAGAAGAAGAUGAUGAUGAUGGACCAAAAAAGAUCCCACGUAGUGUUCCGAUAUGGUACUUUAUACGCUGCAAGGAGAACAUCGAGUACUUAGAGGAAAGACGAGAUAACGACGUUAAAACCUUACCGCAGCACGUUAAGACCUUUCGGCAGCUUAACGCCCUGCUACCUCUUAACGUCGCCUACGCCUACUACCAAGAGCUACUUAAGCAGCAAGAACAAGGACUUUCUACAUCAGCUGAUAUAGCUGCUUUCGAAUGGGCGCUAGAGAAGGAUAGAUUCCCCUAUCUAAAUAGGAUCACUCUAACUCCCGCCGCGCACGGUUUUCUAUCCAAGCCGCUAUACCCGACCCCAGCUAUCCGCGCUUUUCCGUACGGCUUCAAUUACCCGCUCCCUCGCAGCUGGCCAGCUUCUAAGGACGAGGAAGGAGCCGGCUACGAGAUGUGGGAGCGCGAGAAGGAGAAGGAUAAAUGGCGCGGAUCCCGCCAUGUCAUCCGCAUCGUCGCCCAGCAGCGGAGCGCGACCUCAAAGAUCACCGAGCUGAUUUUCGACGGUAAUCAAAUCCAUUCGGGGCUCACGUGCGGCAUCCUUCACACACCAGAGCCAUGCGUCGAGUACAACCACCUCGCCGCCGUGAUCAAGAAGCCGGGCUUCACCACGCUCAGGCUUAACCUCAUGAUCUACGGGGCGGAUACCUCGCCUUCCGUAACGGACGCCUAA